AUGCUUUCCCUCGUCCUGUCUGCCGAACUCAGCGGCGUCACCGACCUCCGUCCCAAGGACACUGAGGAAGAGCCCUACUACUACACUUUCAAAGUGCAAUGCACCUCUUGCCGUGAAACCCACCCCAACUGGGUCAGCUUCAACCGCUUCGAACAGCACGAAAUUCCCGGUAGUAGGGGUGAGGCGAACUUUGUCUGGAAAUGCAAGCUGUGCCAGAAAACCCACUCUGCCUCUAUCACUGCCGGCCCCAAUGUCUACGAGGCGGACGAGAAGCGCGCUGCGAAAAAGGUUAUUGAAAUUGACUGCAGAGGAUUGGAGUUUACGGAGUUUAAGGCUGAUGGUGAGUGGGAAGCAAAGGGAGCCGAGUCUUCUACGCCUUUCACCGGCAUUGACUUGUCGGAGGAAGAGUGGUAUGACUACGAUGAGAAGGCUGGAGAUGAGGUUUCGAUUAAGGAGAUCAACUUCCAGGUCGGAAGGGCGGUCGGUACCGAGGUCAUCAUCCGUCUCAAGUGGGGUCAAACGGAAUACAAGGGCAAGCUUGAGAGCAUCGAUUCGUACAUGAACGUGCUGCUCCGUGAUACGGAAGAGUUCCUUGAUGGAAAGAACACGGGAACAUUGGGUCUGGUGCUGAUUAGGUGUAACAACAUCCUCUGGAUGGGCUCAGCGGACAGCGUGGAAAUGACGGACCUGGGACUACGAUAG
Molecule: messenger RNA, 702 nt
Organism: Aspergillus eucalypticola CBS 122712
Lineage: Eukaryota; Fungi; Ascomycota; Eurotiomycetes; Eurotiales; Aspergillaceae
Product: DUF866 domain protein
Exons: 7
Coding region: 1-702 (233 amino acids)
Biological process (GO): spliceosomal snRNP assembly
Cellular component (GO): spliceosomal complex
Molecular function (GO): RNA binding; zinc ion binding
Source: RefSeq, a predicted model, not a curated record